Molecule: messenger RNA, 237 nt
Organism: Melampsora larici-populina 98AG31
Lineage: Eukaryota; Fungi; Basidiomycota; Pucciniomycetes; Pucciniales; Melampsoraceae
Exons: 2
Biological process (GO): regulation of transcription by RNA polymerase II
Molecular function (GO): DNA-binding transcription factor activity, RNA polymerase II-specific; RNA polymerase II cis-regulatory region sequence-specific DNA binding
Source: RefSeq, a predicted model, not a curated record
AGACCAAGAAAUACGUUUCCAGAAAUCGCUAAAGAAGCUAUCUUAUCCCAUCCUGGUGGCAAGAUGACAGCAGCUGAAAUCUUCAAAGUAGUAGAGAAAAAAUAUCCAUACUUUGUUACUGCACCUGAAUCUUGGAAAGCAACAAUGAGGAAUGUUUUAACAUCACAUUCAUGUUUUGUAAAAAUUCCUAGACCGGCAGAUGCACCUGGUAGAGGGGAUUGGUGGUCAACAGUAGAU